Molecule: messenger RNA, 492 nt
Organism: Aspergillus lentulus
Lineage: Eukaryota; Fungi; Ascomycota; Eurotiomycetes; Eurotiales; Aspergillaceae
Product: beta-class carbonic anhydrase
Molecular function (GO): zinc ion binding; carbonate dehydratase activity
Source: RefSeq, a predicted model, not a curated record
AUGACCAAAAUAGCAGACAUCGAAGCCGCCAACGCGCAGUACGCCGCCUCUUUCACAAAAGGCCACCUCCCUAUCCCUCCAAAACGCAAACUGGCCGUCGUCACCUGCAUGGACGCCCGCAUCGACGUCUUCUCCGCCCUCGGCCUCACCGAAGGCGACGCACACAUCAUCCGCAACGCAGGCGGACGAGCCAGCGAAGCCCUCCGCAGUUUGAUAAUUCCACAGCGGUUGCUUGGCACGGAGGAAGUGGUUGUCAUUCACCAUACGGAUUGCGGAAUGCUCACGUUCAGCGACGAGGAUAUCAGAGCGAAGAUACGGGAAGAGCUUGGCGAGGAUGCGUCGGAUAUCAAGUUCCUGCCGUUUAAGGACCUGGAGGAGAGCGUGAGGGAGGAUGUGAGGUUUCUGCGGGGGAGUAGGCUUGUUCAAGGGGGUGUGACGGGGUAUGUGUAUGAGGUGGAGAGGGGGAGGUUGGUUCGGUUGGAAGUUGAUUAA